AUGGAGCAAUAUUAUCACAAUAAUAACUUGUACCUCAACCUUCUCUUCCUCUUCAUCUCCACCAUCUUUCUUUCCCUCUCGGCCAUCUUCUACAAGCACAAAUCCCAAUACUACAACCACCCGAACCUGCCACCGGGUCGACCGGGCAUCCCUUACCUCGGCGAAACCCUAGACUACCUCUCCACCGGUUGGACCGGCCGCCCGGAAAAGUUUGUUACCGACCGGAUCCGGAGAUUCUCCUCCUCCGUGUUCAAGACCCACAUCAUCGGCAAGCCCACCGUCGUCCUCGCCGGAGCGGAAGGCAACAAGUUCCUCUUCACCAACGAGAACAAGCUCGUGGUCGUGUGGUGGCCGGAGUCCGUCAACAAGAUCUUCCCCUUCAGCGAGACCACCUCCGUCGGUGAGGAAUCCCGCCGGCUGCGGAAGGUGCUGCCGCAGUUCAUGAAGCCCGAAGCCCUCCAGAGGUACGUCGGGGUGAUGGACGAGGUGGCGCGCCGCCACUUCGCCUCGCUGUGGGAGGAUCGCGACGAGGUGGAAGUGCUCCCGCUGGCGAAGAAGUACACGUUCUGGGUGGCGUGUCGGGUGUUCGUCAGCUUGGACGAUCCCGCGCAAAUUGCGGAGCUCGGCGUGCCGUUCGAUGACGUGGCGGCCGGGAUCUUCACCCUUCCGUACGAUCUCCCCGGGACGCCGUUCAGGAGGGCGGUUCGGGCGUCGAAGUUUAUAAGGGAGGAGUAUCUGAUGGGGAUUAUUGGCCGGAGAAAGGCUGAGCUGGCGGCGGCGGCGGAGGAGGAUGGUAGUAAGAUGAAAACGCAUCAGGAUAUAUUGUCGUAUAUGCUGACGGCGACCGACGACGGAGGGAAGCGUAUGAGCGAAAGAGACAUUGCUGACAAGAUACUAGGGCUUCUGGUCGGCGGCCACGACACCGCCGCUGCCACGUGUACUUUCAUCGUCAAGUUCUUGUCGGAGUUUCCGGAUGUUUAUGAUCGAGUUUACGAAGAACAAAUGGAGAUCGCGAGAAGCAAAACAGCAGGGGAAGUGUUGAACUGGGAAGACAUAAAAAAGAUGAAGUACUCGUGGAAUGUAGCUUGUGAAGUACUUAGGCUCACUCCUCCUGUUCAAGGCUCGUUCAGGGAAGCCACUACGGACUUCAUUUUCAAUGGCUUCUCCAUCCCCAAGGGUUGGAAGUUGUAUUGGAGUGUAGCUUCAACUCAUCGGAACGAAAAGCACUUUCCAAAACCAGAGAAGUUCGAUCCCAGCAGAUUCGAAGGAAGUGGUCCAGAUCCAUACACGUUCGUUCCUUUCGAAGGAGGCCCCAAGAUGUGCCCUGGCCAAGAGUAUGCUCGCCUUGAAAUUCUGGUGUUCGUGCACAACCUGGUAAAACGAUUCAAGUUCGAAACGUUGAUCCCCGAUGAGAAAAUGAUUGCAAAUCCUGUUGCUGUACCGGCUAACGGUCUCCCUGUUCGCCUGUUUCCUCGUAAGGCUUAGAACCAAUAAGUAAAUCAAAACACUUGUUGCUUAUCAUUAAAGGGUACGUCCUUUGUCAACUAUGUAUCGUGGAAUAUUUAUUUUAAUAAAUAUAUCAAUAAUA
Molecule: messenger RNA, 1588 nt
Organism: Linum tenue
Lineage: Eukaryota; Viridiplantae; Streptophyta; Magnoliopsida; Malpighiales; Linaceae
Source: the annotation of a GenBank genome assembly